GUACAUUACCAUCAUUAAAUUCAAUAGAAAAAGCAAUCAAAUUUAUGAAUGAAGCUUAUACAAAUAAUGAAAAGAUCUUUGUUCAUUGUAAAGCUGGUAUGGGAAGAAGUGCUACUAUUGUAUUAUGUCAUUUGGUUGCUAAUGAAAAAAUGUCAGCGGAUGAUGCAUUAAAAUUAAUUAAAGAAAAAAGACCUGAAGUAACAGCUACUAUUAUCGAUUUCGAAUGUGUCAAGCAAUUUGUAGAUUCACUGAAAAAUGAGUUAGAAAAAUAG
This is a messenger RNA of Rotaria sordida, 272 nucleotides long. The record is from the annotation of a GenBank genome assembly. Lineage: Eukaryota; Metazoa; Rotifera; Eurotatoria; Philodinida; Philodinidae.